Molecule: messenger RNA, 981 nt
Organism: Meyerozyma guilliermondii ATCC 6260
Lineage: Eukaryota; Fungi; Ascomycota; Pichiomycetes; Serinales; Debaryomycetaceae
Product: alpha/beta hydrolase
Exons: 1
Coding region: 1-981 (326 amino acids)
Source: RefSeq, a predicted model, not a curated record
AUGUCACACGGAAAUUACACUGUUGAAAAGUUCAGUUUCCCCAGCCACGGCGAAACAUGUGCUGGGGUUGCUUUUAUCCCAAGAGGAGAAGGCCCACACCCAGCAGCAGUCCUACUUGGUCCAUACUCUUUUUCCAAGGAACAAGCGCCCACUCAGUAUGCAACUCGUCUUGCGGACGAAGGUUACUAUGCAGUGGUAUUUGACCCACGGACCGUUGGUGAGUCCAGUGGUAGCCCUCGUCGUCUUGAGAAUCCCAAGAUGAAAAAUGAGGACGCAGUGGCCGCAAUUGACUAUUUGGUCGAGAAAAAAGAGGUUUCUGGAAUCUAUCUCGUUGGUAUUUGUCAAGGUGGUCCUGAGAUGUUGGAUAUUGCUUCCUAUGAUGAUCGAGUUACUGCUGUGGCUUCUGUAACAGGAUACUAUAGGGACCACGAAACAGAUUUGUUCAUGAUAGCCGCCGGAGUAUGUGAAAAUCCUUUCGAUAAAGAAACCGCACCUUCAACUGAACAGCUUGAGAAGCUUUUAGAGGCUCGUUUGCAGCGGGCUCGCGAAGCCAAGGAGAAGUACGAAACCACAGGUGAAGUAGUUUACCAGCCUUUGGUCGAUCCAAAGUUGGGCACAUUUGAAGAAGGGUCUUCCGCGGGAUUACCGGGACCUUUGGUGUGGUCGUGGUAUGGUCCAUGGACUCUCAAGGGCUGGGAAAACAAGUAUGCAAUUCUAAGCGACUUGGAUCACUUUUCCUAUUCAACGGUAGAGGGAGUUUCUAAGCUCAACAAGCCAGCUUUGGUCGUUCACUCCGAUACUUGUAUGAACCCAUUUGCAGCCAAACGUCACUAUGAGUCUAUACCCACCAAGGACAAAAAGCUCAUUUGGGAAAACGAUACAAACCAUUUUCAGUAUUAUGAGCAGCCUGAUGUCGUCGACAGGACCGUGGGCCAUAUUGCGGAAUGGUUUGGUAAGUACAAACCAAAGGGACAAAGCUAG